Molecule: messenger RNA, 2033 nt
Organism: Papilio xuthus (Asian swallowtail)
Lineage: Eukaryota; Metazoa; Arthropoda; Insecta; Lepidoptera; Papilionidae
Gene: ais
Product: DExD-box helicase 52
Exons: 12
Coding region: 93-2003 (636 amino acids)
Biological process (GO): maturation of SSU-rRNA
Cellular component (GO): cytosol
Molecular function (GO): nucleic acid binding; ATP binding; RNA helicase activity
Source: RefSeq, a predicted model, not a curated record
CACUGUCAGUGUCAAGUACUCGUGUAUCAUAGUUUUUGGAUAUUUCCUAAAAGUUUAUAGUUUAUUCUUAAUUUCCAUGAAACAUCAUAAUUAUGGAUGCGUAUGAUAUCUUUAAAAAACUGACAAAAGGCUUGAAAUUUAAAUAUCGGGUUUUAGGUGUAAAAAAUGAUACUCAGAAUUCUAAGAAAAACGUCAAAGAAGGAGUAGAAAAGAAACACGAAGCUGAGGAAGUUAAAGAAGAAAUAGAUAUAAAAGAAGAAAUAGAGGAUAAUGAUGAAGUUGUUUUGACUAACAGUGACAAUGAAUCUGAGAGUGAAAAAGAAGAUUUACAGAUAGUAGAAGGUGUAAAAUUUGGUGAAAAGAAGAAAAAGGAAAAGAAAAAUAAGCCAGAAGACUUAAAAAAGAAAUUGGAAUUAGAAGAGCAAAACCGUUUUCGUAAUGAACAUGGUAUAAAGGCAGUUGGCCGACACAUACCAAGUGCACUGAAAGAUUUUGCAGAACUAACUACUAGAUAUAAUGUCAAGCCUACCUUAGUAGGUACAGUGACACAGUGUGGAUAUACAGAGCCCACACCUAUACAGAGGCAAGCACUGCCUUGCAUGUUGGAGGACCGUCGGAUACUAGCGUGUGCCCCAACUGGGUCUGGUAAAACAGCAGCCUUCCUAUUACCAUUGUUUCACGUAUUGGGUGGAGCGCAAGGAGGUCCCAGAGCACUAAUCCUCUGCCCCACAAGGGAACUGGCACACCAGAUCUACCGUGAAGCUCUACGUUUGGGUGCCUCUACGUCACUACGAUGUUCAGUUGUUAAAAAUGUCAAAGAAAACAAAAUGAAAGAACGGGAAGCUACUAUAAAGAAAAGUGAUAUUGUCAUAAGCACUCCAAAUCGUCUAUGUUACUUGCUGAAUCAAGAUAAUUGCACUAUUUCUUUAGACAAGGUGAGGUGGGUGAUAAUAGACGAGGCGGACAAGUUGUUCGAGGGCAGCGCGGAGCAGGCGGGGGACUUCAGACAGCAGCUGCAGCGCGUGGUGGAGGCGUGCGGGGGCCGGCAGCGCCGCCUCGCCAUGUUCAGCGCCACGCACACGCCCGCACUCGCCAAGUGGUGCCGCCACAACCUCCGGGGACUCAUCUCUAUCACUGUCGGACAGAGGAACGCGGCGACGCAGCUGGUGUCGCAGCGGCUGCUGUACUGCGGCAGUGAGCGCGGCAAACUGCUCGCCUUCAGACAGCUCGUGCAGGCCGGACUCAAACCUCCAGUACUCGUGUUUGUGCAGAGCAAGGAGCGCGCGCGGGAACUGUUCAAGGAGCUACUGUACGACGGCAUCAACGUGGACGUCAUACACGCGGACAGGACGCAGGCGCAGCGUGACAACGUGGUGCGCAGUUUCCGCGUGGGGAGCGUGUGGGUGCUCAUCUGCACGGAGCUGAUGGGGCGCGGCAUUGACUUCCGCGGCGUCAACCUCGUCGUCAACUACGACUUCCCGCCCUCCGCCAUCUCAUACAUACACAGGAUAGGGCGAGCGGGGCGCGCGGGGCAGCCGGGGGAGGCGGUCACCUUCUUUACGCAGGACGACGUCGUCAACCUCAGGAGCAUAGCAUCAGUGCUGAAGCAGUCAGGGUGCGAGGUGCCGCAGUACACGCUGCAGCUGGCCAGGGAGCGCGCGCGCGCUCGCUGCAGGCAGCACCACGCGCCCUCCAGGGAACACAUAUCCACCGCGCUCCGCAAACCUGACAAGAGAAAACUUGAAGAUGACAAUAAAGAAAAAGAUCAAGAAAAUGCUAAAGAUACAAAUAGCGUGAAAGACGCAAAGAACAAAAAACAUAGGAAAGUUUCUAAUACAGGAGAGGGAAAGCAUCGUAAUAAAGAAACCAAACAAAAACCUAGACAGAAGAAUGACAAGAACAAAGAUGGCGGACACAAGAGAAACAAGAAGAUAGAUAAAAAAGAAAAGAAACUCAACAAGAGGAAGAAGAAAUCAUUCUCAAAACCAGCGGCGUCUAGUUAGUGAAAUAAACGAUGUUUUUACUAUUAUACA